Molecule: messenger RNA, 2229 nt
Organism: Schistocerca serialis cubense
Lineage: Eukaryota; Metazoa; Arthropoda; Insecta; Orthoptera; Acrididae
Product: sorbitol dehydrogenase-like
Exons: 6
Coding region: 979-2031 (350 amino acids)
Biological process (GO): D-sorbitol catabolic process
Molecular function (GO): L-iditol 2-dehydrogenase (NAD+) activity; zinc ion binding
Source: RefSeq, a predicted model, not a curated record
CUCUCUCUCUCUCUCCAUCUCCUCUUUCCUUCCUCUGUCUAUCUUUCCCUGUCCCUCUCUCUGUUUGUUUCCUCCUCUUACCUUUCUCUGUCCAUUUUGCCCUCCCCCUCUCUCUAUCCAUCCCCUCUUCCCUCAUAUCCAUGUGCACAUCCUCUUUCCCUCUCUCUUCCUGUCCAUCUCUUCUUCCCCUUGUCUCUCUUCAUGUCAUAAUUCCCAUUUCAAUAGUGGUUGUUAAAACCACAAUAUUUCUUUCAGAUUCAAAGUAAUAUGUGUACCAAGUUUAGUUUCUCACAUACAGACAUGAAGUUUAAUUUUCCACAUAUGGACAUGUCACAUAUAUUUCACACAUACUUAAUAUAUUCCACACAUAUUUGUACACAUAUUUCAUCUGCAUCUCUAGCGAAUUUUGAGCAGCAGUUUUGUUUCCACGCAACUCAAUGUUUGUAAUGUCAUAUCUCCUGAACAAUGUGGUGCACAAUGAUAUAAUUUUGUGGGUACAUUCCAUGGCAAAUGUGGACAGUCUGUGAAAUAAGUUGCGAACAGAAUUGGUAGCAAAGAAGUAAUAAAUUUAAACAUCACACAUGAAGUGACAGUUGUCCAUGCAUCUCAGAGUUUAUGACAUCAUAUGUCUUGAACUAUGUGUCGUACAAUGAUGCUAUUUUUAGGUACAUUCAGUGGUGUGUGUGAAUGCUGUCUGAAGAAAGUGUCAUGAAUACAGUUAGUAGCAAAGAAGCAAUAAAUUAAAAUGUCUUUCAUGAUGUGGCAGUUUUACUGCAUGAACAGAGAAAAUGCAAUAAGUGAUAAACUUUUUCCCUUUUCAUCAGUUAGUAGGGGUUGUCGAGGUGUUCACCUCUAAUCUUGUAAUCAAAUGCUUUUGGAUUCUUCCUCUUUGUUAUGGAAUUUAAGUUACAUGUAUCCAUAGCAACUAGGUGAAGUCUGUUUGUGAAGCUGUGAUAGACAGUUUUUAUAAAAGCAGGAAUGCACAAAUCUCAAAGUGUUCAGAACAGUCCUAUUAUCAGUUUUUUUCUCAUACUUGCAGAGGUGCUGGUGCGAGUACACUGCGUGGGCAUCUGCGGCUCGGACGUGCACUUCCUGAAGCACGGCCGCAUUGGCAGCUACACACUGGCAGGGCCCAUGGUCCUGGGCCACGAAGCCAGUGGCGUGGUAGUGCGCACCGGUGCCGCUGUCAGCCACCUACAGCCAGGUGAUCGGGUGGCGCUGGAGCCUGGAGUACCGUGUCGGCAGUGCACACUGUGCCUCACGGGUCGCUACAACCUCUGCCGUGAUGUGCGCUUCUGUGCUUGCCCACCAACACACGGUGCACUCACUGGUUUCUUCGCACAUGCAGCUGAUUACUGUUACAAGCUACCAAACAAUGUGUCACUGGAAGAAGGUGCCAUGCUGGAACCACUGUCUGUUGCUAUCCACGCAUGUCGCCGAGCAGGUAUCACCUUGGGUUCCUCUGUACUUAUCAUAGGAGCAGGGCCCAUUGGUCUUGUGACCAUGCUCACAGCCAAGGCCAUGGGGGCCACCAACAUACUGAUCACAGAUCUGCUGCCUCACCGACUGGAAAUGGCAAAGAAGAUUGGGGCAACAUCUACACUUCGUAUCCGCUCUGCUGAUAAACAAAAAACUGUUAAAGAAAUAGUCAGUCUCUUAAAAUGUGAGCCACACAUUUCCAUUGAAUGCAGUGGAUCAGAGAAUGGUAUAUGUUUGGCAGUAUUGGCAACAGCGCCAACAGGUGUGGUUAUGCUGGUUGGAAACAGUCCACCAGAAGUAAAAGUGCCUUUGAUAGAAGCCAGCUUGAAGGAAGUUGACAUACGAGGCAUAUUUCGCUAUAGCAAUACGUAUCCAACAGCUCUAUCAAUGGUAGCUUCAGGUGGUGUUGACAUCAAACAGCUUAUAACACAUAAGUACCCUCUCAAAAAAAUUGCUGAAGCAUUUGAAAAAGCUCACACAGGAGAAGACAAUCCAAUUAAAAUUAUGAUAUACUGCUCGGAUAGCAAUGAGAAUUUUACUUCUCAUGAAUAAUGUAAACAUAAUUAAAAAGUGAAGCAAUAAACAUUGAAAUUUUCAGUGAUUAAGCAAUAGAUUUAUAGAAGUUCACCUUUAUAUCACUGAGAAAAACUAACAUGUUGUUAUAAUGAAAAAUCAAAUACUGGAAGCAUGCUUAAUGACAACUGCAAUUGUAUACACAACUGUAUUUCAUUAAAAUAAGAAAGAAAUAAU